UGAACGCCCUGCUGUUUCUUUGACAUGUGGACAACAUGUCCUCUGUCAGGACUGUUUUGAUGGGAUGGUUCGUGCUAGCCGUCCUGCUGAAUGCUGUGCUGGCGCAGCUCUCCUUCGGUAUCCUUGUGAACAUCCACGUCAUCCUGGGAUGGUUCGUGCUAGCCGUCCUGCUGAAUGCUGUGCUGGCGCAGCUCUCCUUGGUCCCAGUUGGGGAGGAGCACGAAGAGCGGGAGGUGGAAGACAAAGAGGUAGAAGAGAAUAACCAGGUAGAAGAAGAAGAAGAAGAAGAAGAAGAAGAAGAAGAAAGAGGAGAAAAGGGAAGAGUAGAAGAGAAUAACAAGGUAGAAGAAGAAGAAGAAAAAGAAGAAAGAGGAGAAAAGGGAAGAGUAAGUGUCAACUACGUGACAUCCCGAUUCCCCAACGUGGCGGAUCUUGUGUCAGGAGUUCACACGUCUUCCGGUUCUUCUUCGGCAGAGGCCAGGAAUGGGGCAUCGUCAUCAAGUGGCAUCCUUCCGGCUCCGAAUGCCAUCGUUCCGUAUCGACCUCCUCAGAGUCAGGACAACCGAGGCAGUGGCUUUGGUAAUUGUGGCCAUGGGUACGAUAAUCGGGCUGGUGGUUACUACAACCGUAACAACUACUGGCAAAACGGCUCAUAUUUGCCAGAUCAUGAGCGUGAGUACAAUCUGCUGUCAAAGCUGACCGAGGAGAAGGCACGGCUCAAGAAGGAAAGGGAGAUGCAAGAGAAGAUGGAGGAAGAGAAGAAAAAGCAAAUGGAGGAUGAGAAGGUAUUUCUGAAGAAGCAGGAGAAGGAACUCUUUGUAUGCAAGAUUGGGCAAGUCGUCAGACAAAAUAUGAAGGUUGUCUGGGAAUCUGCCCUGGGCAAACGAUUGAAAAGGGAAUUGGAGGAGUUAAAAGCCAAGACGGGAUCGGACAAGCAGUCUAUGGGAAUUGACGAGUUAAAGAAGGAGACGGAGGACUUGAAGAAGGUGCAAGAACGCACAAGAGAGGAAGAUAGACUACGCGGCAUGGGGAGCAGCGGACAGGCAUACAAGCGGACGGUGGCUGUGAUCGCAGAACGGCUAUGGCGUCGGGGGAAAUGCACGGCGGCAAUGCCACCGCCAGCGGUGGUGCAGGCAUGGGGAGCAGCGGACGGGCAUACAAGAGGACGGUGGCUAUGUGACCACGCGAACGAAACCCUAGAGGACCUCAACAAACGACUUGGACGCGAGAGGGUGUAUCCACAAUCGUAUGUGACGACGUUAAAAAGCUGGGGCCUUCCUGCUGCAGCACCCACCAAGGUGAUGAAGAUGGCUGCCACCAUAGCCAGUUGUGAAAAGGGCAUUCGUGUGAAGAGGGUUCGAACCCGAGAUCUAUACUACGGGUGCAGCAAUGUCGCCGAUGGCAGCAGCAGGUGUGAAGAGGGCCUUGGUGGUCUGCAGUUGCGAGAGUGUCCUCGCGUCAGCAUCCCUGCUAGGAAAUGGUCAUGUGAGGCGCAUGGGCAGUUCCUGGGUCAGCGUGUGGACCAGGACCUCAGCAGGAACAAGAGGAGUCGGAUGCUGUGCAGUUUACAUGCUUGCCGAUGCAAGGCCAGCGCAGAGGGCAGCGGGCGGACUGCGACGAAAGCGUUUGGAGGCGGUCCGGAGAGGUUGUACUAUCAGGAUGAGGAUGUGCCGACACCGCUUGUGCAUAUCGAUCAACAUUCGGAAGCGAACGCCACAGUUGUCAGUUUCCAGUUUGGUGAGCGGCUCGAAGCGUCGUUGGAAAUGAUGAAAGCGUUGAAGGAUCUCGAUCUGGUUGUCGUCAAGGGAACGAUGUCCGUCGAGGAGAGGGGGGUGAAUUGUUUCUACGUAACGAAGUCGGAAGGGGGAAAGGUUGAAGACCCCGAGGUGUUGGAACAGAUUCGCUUGGUCAUCAUCAACCACUUGCUGCAAAAUCAUCCGGAAUCGAGGGAUGUCCUGGCAAUGGGGGUAGCCAAGGGGCAAUCGAAGAAGCACAGGGUAAAUCCUAACAUCAGGACACACAUCCAUGUGGAGGCCGACAAGGACGGGGAGCGGAGCCUUCUGUUCGUCGAAACUGCAGACCGUCCUGGACUGUUGUUGGAGAUAAUCAGAGUUCUGGACAACAUUGGCAUCAAGGUGGAGUCGGCGGAAAUCAACACGGAGGGAUUUGUUGCAAAAGACAAAUUCUUUGUGUCCUACAAUGGUGUGACGCUGAGCCUGCCAAUGGAGCAUCUGGUGAGGAACGGGCUGCACUACUACCUGACAACAGGAGAUAUUGAGUACGAGGAAAGCUACUAAGGUACUCUGGGUCGGAGAUUUUGAUC
Molecule: messenger RNA, 2323 nt
Organism: Chara braunii
Lineage: Eukaryota; Viridiplantae; Streptophyta; Charophyceae; Charales; Characeae
Source: the annotation of a GenBank genome assembly